AUGCUUCGAGUCUGGAGCGAUAAUUCAAUCGCGCGGGGCGCAGCGACGCAAGACAUUGAAGCACCCAAUGAACUUCCAGCUUUGCUGAAACAUCAGGCGAGUUUGCGCACAGCCCUCCCCAGAAGAAACCAGCAGGAAACUAGCGCACGGAUAAAUGUCUUCAACCCCCGAAUAUCAGCCUUUUCUCAAAUACUCGGACGACCCGACGACGGAAGAGCCUACAUCACCAAGUCGGCCAUCAACCCGUCGGAACGCGCUUUUCUCUCACAUACUUCUGCGACGACCGCGUCCCAUGACGCUGCACUUUCCCAACCAUCAGCUUCGUAUAACUCUGGCCAGCGACACAACAUAACCACUGGCAGAACAAGAAUCUCUUGCGGCAACACGACAAAAGAGGCAAGGGCCAAAGGCUGUAAAUACGAUGUCCUGUUGAAUCACUGGGUCCCAGCUCAGUGCUUUGACAAGGACUCGGUCGACGAAUAUCAAGAAGAUGCUAGCUGGGGUGCGUUCGCGGAUAAGAAUAUGACGCAGCAGUUGACCAUCGAUGAGAUGUCAGAAAGAGACUUUUACUGGACGUCAAUUCGGGAUCAUAUCAACCACUGCGCUAUCAUGUGGCGGCGCCAAUUUUACGCCCUUUACGACGAGCGGGCUGCAAUUGACACCAUUUAUCUCAUGGAUGCCGUGGAUUCGAAAUGGAAGGAACCGACGAAGACAAUGAGAGGGUUCGCGGGUUGCUGGGCGAGGGUCACCGCGUGGGUGUAG
Messenger RNA from Colletotrichum lupini, 762 nucleotides. RefSeq lists its product as uncharacterized. The coding region runs from base 1 to 762 and encodes 253 amino acids. The record is from RefSeq and is a predicted model, not a curated record. NCBI's taxonomy places the organism in Eukaryota, Fungi, Ascomycota, Sordariomycetes, Glomerellales, Glomerellaceae. The transcript is spliced from 6 exons.